CCUCCCGUAAACUGUGUCGACUGACUCGAGUCUUGACGUCUGCAGACGUCACUUAAGUCACGAUAUGUAGUAGUAUUUCCAAGUUCUAGGUAUAGAUUAUAUGGCUAAGGGCGCAAUUUCCUUAUUUGCAUGAGACCUAGGUUGCAGAGUGAAGGAGGGGAAGUUCCAAGUGUGUCUGAUGAAGAAUGUCAUUAAAAUGCAGUGGAGGAUAGUCCUUUUGACACUGACUUUUACCUCGGCAUUUGGAGACGAUGUUAAACCUGGACAAGAUAAAACUGCCCAGGCAAAUGGACUACUACAGGAAAAGAAAGUUAAUGGAACUAAUGGCAGUGUCAUGAAGAAUGUCAUUAGUGAUGGCAAGUCUCCAGUUAUAUUUACGUCUAUCUCAACAACAACUUCUACAACAGAAGCUCCUCACCUGAAACUGCAUGUUGGAAAUGCAACUAUUGAAAAUGUAUGCAACAUCUCCUCUGAUGAAUAUACUAAGUUAACAGUGUUUUACCCUCAACAUUGUACAAAUGAGGGGGAAGCUGAAGGACAAGAUGAACCGGGGGGUGUUGUUGAUGUGGAGUCGUCCAAUGAAACAACUGUGUGCCAUACAAGUGCAGAUUUACCUGCUGUAGGAGCGGCAGAGCAAGAACACUUGUCAUCUCUCUCCAUAUUUCUUAUUUUAUGUGUUUUAGCAUUAUGUGUGAUCCUGAUCUUCUUUCUUCUGAAAACAAAGUUGAAUUAUCUUCCAGGUGUUGCUUGUGUUAUUGUGGGUGGUGUGAUUGGCUUGGUGCUGAAAAUCAUGUAUAGUCGGCACAUUGCAAACUGGCAGAAAGAAGAGGCAUUUUCUCCCACUGUUUUUUUCUUGGUUAUCUUACCUCCAAUUAUUUUUGAAUCGGGCUACAAUCUCCAUAAGGGGAAACUUUUCCAGAACAUUGGUUCGAUAGUUGUGUUUGCUAUUUUGGGUACUGUGAUAUCAGCCCUGGUUGUUGGAGGAGGAGUCUACCUUUUGGGCCAGGCUGAUGUUGUAUAUCGACUGAGCUUUGUGGAGAGCUUUGCAUUUGGGUCUUUGAUUUCAGCAGUAGAUCCAGUUGCAACUUUAGCUAUUUUUCAUGCCCUCAAUGUGGAUCAGGUUCUUUAUAUGCUUGUCUUCGGAGAGAGCAUACUCAAUGAUGCAGUUUCUAUUGUUCUUACAAGCACUGUAUUGGAAAUGGCUUCACCAGCAAUGGCAUCUAUGGGGUCUGGAGAAGCUCUUUUGUACACAGUGUGGCAUUUUUGUGUCAUGUUCUUUGCCUCGGCUGGUAUUGGUGUGGCUUUUGCACUUCUGAGCGCUCUGACCCUAAAAUAUGUCCCAGUACGAGAGUAUACAUCAUUGGAAUUGUGCAUCAUCAUUAUAUUCAUUUAUGCACCUUACACCUUGGCUGAAGGCAUACAUCUGUCUGGUAUCAUGGCUAUUCUCUUCAAUGGUAUUGUCAUGUCACACUACACACAUUUUAACAUGUCUCCUGUGAUGCAGAUAACUAUGCAGCAUCUGAUGCGUACUCUUGCUCUCAUUGCUGAGUGUACAGUCUUCAUUUACUUAGGGUUGGCUCUCUUCAGUUUCAAGCACCAGUUCCAUCCAGCACUUGUGGUGUGGAGCAUUGUCUUGUGUCUGUUGGGCAGAGCCUUCAAUAUCUUCCCACUUUCCUGGGUUGUGAAUAAGUUCCGUGACCACAAAAUCAAUUACAAGAUGAUGUUUAUUAUGUGGUUUAGUGGUUUACGAGGGGCUAUUGCAUAUGCUCUAGCUCUGCACUUGGAGUUUAGCGAUGAAAAACGUCAUGUUAUUGUUACAACUACGCUUAUAAUUGUGCUCUUCACAAUAUUUUGUUUAGGGGGUUCCACAAUGCCACUCAUAAAGUAUCUGAAGGCUGACAAGAGGCAGAAGCAUCGACGACAAAAGGAAGCAGAUAAGGAACUAACACUUAGUAAAACCAGGGAGUGGGGACAAGCUGUAGAUUCUGAGCAUCUAUCCGAAUAUACAGAAGAAGAAAGUGACACACCCACUGGGCCACAAGUCAGAGGCUUUUUACGUCUAGACCUCUUGUAUUUACGUCCCUUCCUUAUACGGAAGGUAACCCAUCAAGAGGUACGGUCACAUGCUCAUGAUUUAAAGAAGCAGUGUUAUCAGAGUAUUAAUGUACAGCCAUCGGAUUCCGAGGAGGAGGAAGAUCUCUUUACUGCACAUUGAAGUUUCAUCGAAUGGAUGUUUAUAAGUUUUUCUUGGACUGUAAAUUUUUUGUAUAUGUGGAUUGUUUUUAUCAGAUUAUAUUCAGAUAUCUAAUAGUUUUAUAAGGUUUUGAUAAAUGUAAUAUAUUGUUAUACAGUAUUUCUAGUCAACACAGUAUUUAAGGUUCUAAUGCUCACUUGGUGAUACUAGUGCUAUAAAAUUUAUUAAAGGUUGAAUGUUGUUAAUUUGAAAACCUGAUUGAAGGUUGAUUAUUUGUUAAUGUUAAGGUUUGCCUUUCAAUAAUGUUUGCCUUUCAAUAAUGUUGAUAAAUAAAUAUUGAUUUGAACCACCACAAAUUUAUGCACAUACGUAUUGGAAUUUUCAUUUGAUUUGUAGAUCUGAUUUUUCAGUUCUAUCCGUGAGUCACAUGCCAUCAUAAUGGCUGUACUUGUACUCUUUCAGAUUGAAAAAGUUCUUGUAAUAAAUUUCUGUCAAACCUU
Molecule: messenger RNA, 2694 nt
Organism: Macrobrachium nipponense
Lineage: Eukaryota; Metazoa; Arthropoda; Malacostraca; Decapoda; Palaemonidae
Gene: Nhe1
Product: sodium/hydrogen exchanger 8-like
Biological process (GO): potassium ion transmembrane transport; regulation of intracellular pH; sodium ion transport
Cellular component (GO): membrane
Molecular function (GO): sodium:proton antiporter activity; potassium:proton antiporter activity
Source: RefSeq, a predicted model, not a curated record